UAUGUAUGUAAAUUGUUAUUAUAUUUUUGUGUUUAUAUUUUGUUGUAGUUGAAAAUCCUGAUGACGAUUACCGUGUGUAAUCGAAAUAUAUUGAUUAACAUCACAAAACUUGUGUUUUAAUUUAAAAUCAUCGGACCUCAAGCCAGCUUCUAAACACAUUUAGGAAAUAAAAAGGUCGCAAAAACAAAUAUUUAGAAAGACGGAAGGCACGCCGUAUGCAUUCAACAACAAAAAUGGAGUAUGCAGAAAUGAAGAACAACUACAACAACGCUAGAGCACUAAAAAAUAAAUUUCAAUAUACAUCAAAGAAAGUGGUAAAACAAAAAUGUAGUCUUAAAUUUCUUUUAAAAUGCAGGAAAUCUAAGUUAGUUCCUAAUUUCAUAAAAUGUACAACUAGAUGCAAUAGUUUAUUUAUAUUUGAUCGUAACGCACAAACAGACAUAGACAGAACCUUAGAUAAACACACACAUUACUUUCACACAAAAAUACUAAGUCUUCUAAUAAAACAAAAACACAACAUAUUAAAACGACAGAAACAGCAGAUGGAGCAAAUAACAACAAAACUUAAGGAACAUCUUGGCGCGGAAGAUUUUGAAAUAUUAUUGCAAAGCGAAACAAAAAUCGCAGAAAAAUUAACAACAACAGUGAGGCAACGACAAGAAGCGAAGUAUGAAAAACUGCGAAAAAGUCGAAAUCACCUCUUAUUUGACAACAACAAAAAUGAAGAGUGGUUUGUAAACACAACAAACGUCGAGUUUCCUCAAGAUGUAAAAAUGCUUUUGUCAAAAGGUCCAAAGUUUGCUCUCCCAAUUGAAAAUAAACAGUUCCCUUUAUUUAAAUACAUAGCGGAUGGAGAGGAUCUCGUGCAAACAAUCAAAGUCAAAGAGAAGCAAGAGGAAGCAAGAACAAAAUUCUCUUUACUGAUAAAAGACCAUACUACAACAAAUAGGCAAAGUGCAAUAGAUCGUGCAAUAAUAGACACAGUGGGACGGACGCGGAAAUUUCUUAGCAAGAAUGAUAAUAUUCGUAUUUUAACUUCGGACAAGGGCAACAAAACAGUAGCAAUGGAAAUAUGUGACUAUAAUAAGAAAAUGGAAGAUAUAUUGAACGACUUGACAAUGUAUAGGAUACUAAGACAGGAUCCCACAUCUAGACUACAGAGCAAAAACAAUAGUCUAGUCGAUAAAAUUUAUAAAUUGGAGUUAAUUUCAAAGAUCGAGAGGAACAAACUGACCACAAACACGGACCUGUCUCCAAGGUUUUAUGGACUACCAAAAUUACAUAAAGAAGGAAUCCCACUUAGACCAAUAUGCUCUGCCAUUGGAUCACCAGCACAUAACCUUUGUAAAUAUGUAGCAGACAUUUUGAAAAAUAUAACGACUGUUUCGGCAUACAACAUUAAAAAUACCCUGGAAUUUAAAAGCAAAAUUAAUAACACCUAUAUUUUUGACGAUGAAAAAUUAAUAUCUUUUGACGUAGUAUCACUUUUUCCCAGUAUCCCAACACAAUUAGCACUUGACAUUAUAAAAGAUAAAUGGACGACAAUAGAGAAACAUACAAAUAUACCAAAGAAACUGUUCAUAGAAAUACUUAAGUUCUGCAUCGAAGAGAACAGAUAUUUUAAAUUUAACGACACAGUAUACACUCAGCUAAAAGGAUUGCCGAUGGGGUCACCAACCUCCC
Rhagoletis pomonella (apple maggot) is the source of this 1683-nucleotide messenger RNA. RefSeq lists its product as uncharacterized. Lineage: Eukaryota; Metazoa; Arthropoda; Insecta; Diptera; Tephritidae. The record is from RefSeq and is a predicted model, not a curated record.